Molecule: messenger RNA, 1359 nt
Organism: Durusdinium trenchii
Lineage: Eukaryota; Dinophyceae; Suessiales; Symbiodiniaceae
Source: the annotation of a GenBank genome assembly
AGUUGGCCCAAACGGUCUAACAGCUAGAUUCUAGAAUCCAUUCAUUCCUGUUUGUGGCGAUGGUGCAUGAAAGACCGGGGUAUUCGUGUGAUGGGAGGCUGUUUGAGUUGUGCCAAAACACUCCGGAGCAUGAAACCCGCUUCGACGCCUUGCUGCAAGAAGUGACGUCGGAGGCAGCCGAUCAGAAGAUUGCUGCAGUCUUAGGGAUCUUCGCGCGGCAACGCCGGGGCAGCCUGGCCAUUCGAUUCUUUGAGGCGACUAGGAAGAAGGGCAUCGCCAUCAGGCGGACGGAUUAUCUCGUCGGAGUGGGAAUUUCGUCCAGUGCCAAACUCAAGAUGUGGCAACAGGCCUUGCAGUUUUUCGAGGCCAUGCCAGCAGUCAGCGUUGAUUGCGCGGUCAUUGGGUACAGUGCCGCGAUCGGUGCAUGCGCCAAGGGCGGGCAGUGGCAGAUUGCGCAGAAGUUGCUCGAGGAUAUGCUAGAAUGGACCGAUCCAAAUGUUGUUAGCUACAAUGGAGCAAUCAGUGCUUGCGACAAGGGCGGGCGAUGGAAGGAAGCACUCAUCUUGUUUGAUGCCAUGUCGAGGUCGAGAGUUCUGCCAGAUCAAAUCACAUAUGUUUCAGCCAUCGGUGCUUGUGCAAAAGCCGAGCAAUGGCAGGAAGGGCUGAAGCUGUUUGAAGCCAUGCCCAAAUCUAGAGUGCAGCCAACUCUCUCUUGCUGCAAUGCUGCGAUAAGUGCCUGUGAGAAGGGUGGGCAGUGGCAGGAAGCAUUGAGUUUGUUUGAUGCUAUGCCCAAGUCGCAUAUCCUGCCAACUGUUAUCAGCUACAGUGCCGCCAUCAGCGCUUGUGACAAGGGCGGUGAGCCCCAACGAGCCUUGAACUUGUUUGAAGCCAUGCGCCGUGCCAAAGUGGACCCAAACAUCAUUAGCUACGGAGCAGCCAUCAGUGCUUGUGAAACGGGCGGACUAUGGGAAGAAGCACUCGACCUGUUUCAGUCCAUGCCGCAGGCGUCUGUUGAAUCUAACCUCGUCACCUUCAAUGCGGCCAUCAGUGCUUGCACUGUUGGCGGGCAAUGGCAGUUAGCAACAAGCUUGCUUGAAUGCAUGCGCCGGGUUCAGAUUGAACCCGAUGCCGUAACUUAUCGUGCAACCAUCGGUGCGUUUGGACUCGGUGAGAUGCUUUGAGGCACGAUCGCCUCCUUUGUGCGACACCGCCGGAGUCCGAUCGUCCAAUUAUGAACCGUACGUGUCAUGCAUUGUCAAUUACACUGGGCCCCUAACGGCCGAAAAGCCUCACCGGUGAUUGAAAUCCGACUGAUGGGCCUGGGCUAUGCUGCUAUAGACUCAGCUAGGACCGUGCUUC